This is a messenger RNA of Zygosaccharomyces rouxii, 2250 nucleotides long. RefSeq names its product small subunit rRNA maturation protein UTP4 (gene UTP4). Gene Ontology annotation, molecular function: protein binding; RNA binding. The transcript has a single exon. Gene Ontology annotation, cellular component: 90S preribosome; small-subunit processome; t-UTP complex. Bases 1 to 2250 code for a protein of 749 amino acids. Lineage: Eukaryota; Fungi; Ascomycota; Saccharomycetes; Saccharomycetales; Saccharomycetaceae. The record is from RefSeq and is a predicted model, not a curated record. Gene Ontology annotation, biological process: maturation of SSU-rRNA from tricistronic rRNA transcript (SSU-rRNA, 5.8S rRNA, LSU-rRNA).
AUGCCAGACAAAAGUAGAAUUAGAACUAUAAAGAUGUCUGGUGAAGGUUCUAUUGCUCUGCAUAGGUCCAGAUUCAUUAAUUUCGAGACCGGGAAUAUCACUGCAGUUUCCUUUUCUCACAAGUCGAAUGUAGGGAAGCUUACGCCAUCAGAUUUACGUUUGGCAAUCGGUAGAUCAAAUGGUACCAUUGAAAUUUGGAAUCCAAGAAAUGGGUGGUUCCAAGAAAUGGUUAUUAGAUCUGGUAAGGAUAGAUCAAUUGAAGGUUUGUGUUGGAGCAACGUUGCUGGUGAACCACUAAGACUUUUCUCCAUCGGUGGAUCCACUGUAGUAACAGAAUGGAAUUUGGCCACAGGUUUACCUCUCAAGAACUACGAUUGUAAUGCAGGUGUGAUAUGGUCCAUUUCAGUGAAUGAAAAUCAAGAUAGAUUGGCAGUUGGGUGUGACAAUGGCACUGUAAUGAUUAUUGAUAUUUCUGGAGGACCUGCUUCAUUAGAUCAUGAUACCAUUUUGAUGAGACAAGAGGCAAGAAUAUUGUCAUUGACAUGGAAGGAGAACGAUUUUAUUAUUGGUGGAUGUUCUGAUGGUAAAGUAAGAAUUUGGCACGCUAAAGUAGAUGAUCCUAAUAGAGGUAGAUUAUCUCAAACUAUGAAAGUAGACAAAUCAAAGAAAGAAUCUACACUAGUGUGGUCAGUAAUUUAUCUACCUGGAAGAAAUCAAAUAGUUUCUGGUGAUUCUACUGGUGCUGUUAAAUUUUGGGAUUUCCAGUUUGCUACGUUGGCACAAUCUUUGAAAGUCCAUGAAGCUGACGUUCUUUGCUUAACUACUGAUGCUACAAACACCCACGUAUUCAGUGCUGGUGUUGAUAGAAAGAUUUUUCAAUUCACCUUUGUCAAUUCUAAGUGGACUAAUACUUCUAACAGAUUAUUACAUGGGAAUGAUGUGAGAUCUAUGUGCUCCUACCAAUCUGGUGGUGCUGAUUUCCUCGUAUCAGGUGGUGCUGAAAAAAGAGUUGUAAUUAGUACUCUUUCGUCCUUUGCUGAUGGGAAAUUCAGAAAGAUGCCAGUGUUUGUUCCUUUCACCAAAAACAUACUAGCUAAUGUAGAGCAAAGAUUAGUUGUUAUGUGGCAUGAAUCUACGGUAAAGAUAUGGAAUGUUGGUCAAGAAUUAGACUCGGUUAAAAAUUAUAGAUUAGUGGCCAAGUUGGUUCUUAAAGAUGAACAAGAUAUUUCUGCGUGUGAUAUGUCUCCAGAUGGACAGGUUCUUGUAGUGGCGAGACCCUCUACUACUAAAGUAUUCCACUUACAACCUGCAUCUACUAAGCUAUUAGUCACUAAAUUGGAUAACGGAUUUUUGUCCCAAACGGGUUGUAAACUGGUCAAGUUUAUCGAUAACUCUAAACUUGUAGCUGUCUCUUCGGAUGAUGAACUUUUCACUUUGGAUUUAGAAUCAGAGGAAGAUGAAACUGCUAAUUACAUUGAACUACCAGAAGUCCCAAGAACAAAGAGUUCAGUCAAAGUACCUUAUUUGAAUACAAUUAACCAUUUGGAAGUUCAAGGCCCUCUGGCGGUAAUUAGCCGCUACUGCGGUGCAGUGGAUACCGUCAACUUGGAAACAAACAAGAGUCAUUCGUUGGUACGUCUAAUGAAUUUCAUAACAGUUAUCAAGAUAAACAAAAAGAGAAACACUGUAAUACUGGUUACUGCAGAAAAUAAAAUCUUCGAGUUCAAAAUUAGUCAAGAUGAUGAAGAAACAGGUCUACUGACUCCAUGGUCUAAGAACAAUACUGAAAACAUGCCUAAGCAAUGGCAGACAAUAAGAGAAAAAUGUAUGGGGAUCUUUUAUGAUCAAAGUUCACCAGAUAAGAUUUGGUUUUGGGGACCUACUUGGAUUUCCAGAUUAGAUUUUACCACUGACUUCCCCUUGAGUAAAAGAAGAAAGACUAAAAAGCACGGUCCUGAUGGAUUGACCAUUACUGAUGAAAGUAAUUUCCUAAACGAUGGUGAUGAAGAUGAUGAGAACGAUUUAGAUAUGGAUGAAAAUUUGGACAUAAUAUCUUCCCAGUUUAGUAAUUUUAGACAGAAGGAUGCUCACAAGAGCAAGUCCGAAAAUUCAAACUUCUUCUUCUCAGAGAAAUAUAGACCCAUUCUCUAUGCAGAUGUUUUGUCUGACCAAGAAGUAAUUAUUGUGGAAAAACCUGCAAGCAUGGGAAUUUCCACUGGUGCAUUUGACCUACCAAAAUUGGUUUUUUAG